This is a messenger RNA of Penicillium verrucosum, 2622 nucleotides long. RefSeq names its product PA and RING finger domain protein. The transcript is spliced from 3 exons. Lineage: Eukaryota; Fungi; Ascomycota; Eurotiomycetes; Eurotiales; Aspergillaceae. The record is from RefSeq and is a predicted model, not a curated record. The coding region runs from base 1 to 2622 and encodes 873 amino acids.
AUGCGACCGCCACGCCUACUCAUCGUCCUCUUCUGCCUUAUCUUCUUUCCGAUCCUCCUCACCUUUUUUUCCGUGCUCACGUCGCCCGAUGUAGCAACUCCCAACACGCUCGCUGAUCAGACAACGGGGUUGCGCGCUUUAUUUUCUUUCAACAUACCAUCGUCCCUUUUCCCCCCGUCGGCCAUUAUCAGUCUCACCGAUGAUAACUCGACCUUCUUCCUCGCCCGGCCAGCGGCAUUUGGCCCGCUGCUGCCAACCAAAGGCCUCAGCGGUCAGUUAUGGGUGGGAAGUGGGUUUGGCGAGGGGGGAUUAACUGGUGGUGUAGAAGGAGAACUAGGCUGCUCCGAUAUUCCCGGCUGGGGUGAGGGCACUAAUCAUAAGAAACAAGACAAAAGCCCCAGGAGCACGGAGCAGAGUUCCGGCAUAUCCGGGGGUAGUACAGUGAACGAUCAAUCGUCAAAUCGCCCGCGGUCGGUGUCGCAGGCCGAUACUAUACCUCAGAACGAUAGAGAUGAUUCGAUCACCCCGCCCUUGACGAACGACGGCACGGACGAUCAUCUACAUCAUCCACUCCCUGAAUCCGGUGCUUCUAACCCCGGGAUGAGUCAGAAGUAUGGAGAUUACGUCCAAAACAAGCCGCCUGCGCAUGCCGACAUCCAAUCACUACAGGAAACUGCCGAAAUCCAGGGCCAAGUGGGCGCAACGACGAGGGGGGUUGCUUUGAUUGUCGGCGAUGAUACUCGAGGUGGCAACUUGGUCACUAUGUACGCACGAGGCGAUACAUCGAACGUCACGAUCCCGGCAUUGUUCACAUCCCACACUACUGCUCAUCUUUUAUCGUCAUUAGUUCCUGGGCAUGCGGGUGGAACUGCCAAUUUGGGAGAUGUAUUAAAAUCAUCACAAGCGAAGCUGGCAGGACAGGCUGAUUCUGAGAAAGAACGGGUGGCAACUACUACUACAACACCAACAACUAUUCCAAGUCCAACUACGAGCAGCCAUUCAGCAGCUAAGGAGAGGCCGGCGCCCUCGUCUCACCCAAAAGGCGGCUUUUUCCGCUCAAUUGGUGCAUUCCUGGGAUUGUGCGAUAAGAACGGAGGUUCGCGGCAUUUGGAAGACAGCCGACGUCCGCCCAGCAGUGGCAACAUUGACUGGAUCAACCUAGGCUCACGGGAUGAAAAAGAGGCCCCUUCGAGCACUUGGAGAAGAUCAACUGAUCUCAAUCACCGUGGCGGGGCCAAGGUCGACGACGCAUUCGACAGCCACAAAGCCGACAUGUCCCCUGAAACUUUUGAGGAUGAUGACUUUGUCAUCGGGGUUCAGGACUGGAGAGAUCCCGACUUGAUGCCUCCUAAGAGUAACACACCUCCGACAGCUAGCACCUCUGUACCUGGCAAGGAUACCUCCAAGACUGCCAGCGCAGAUAAGGAUGCUGCUUCCUCGCCCAAUGGCCUUCAGGGUGGUAGCAUCACACCAGGAAGUGGAGAAUACCAGAGCAUCGAUAAAUCCGGUGCUAGUUCUCAUGACACACGCCUCAAGGGGCCCGAGAAAGAAUCCAUCGGAACUCAUGAGAAGUCUGGGUCUUCUACGAAGGGCUGGUUCUUGAGUCACUUUGGAUGGGGAGAUGAUACUCAGCAAGACCCUCAGCCUUCUUCAUCGCCAUCACUUCAGAAAAGCAUUACAGCAAACCAGAAGAUGGGAAAUAACCAUCAUACAUCAAACCGUCUAAACGCGGAGUCUUCUGAACACGAGGGUCUUUGGGUUACCAUGACACCUACCAGCAUGUCAACCAGCCCCUUUUUCGAUACUUUAUUGGUCCUUGUCGUCAGUCCUUUGCUCACGCUGACGGUGGUUUAUGCUCUUUUGCUGCUCCGAUCUCGAAUCCGCCGCCGUCGCUGGCGUGCCCCGAAGUCGGUUAUCGAACGACUCCCUGUCCGAACCUACCACACAAUUGCUACCACUUCUUCCUCGUCUUCCAACUCAACGCGUCCCCCUAGUCCCGGCCCUCUCUCCCCGACUUCCCCACUCCUUGGCAAUGAAAGCCGGCCAAGCGCAUCCCGAUCACAUAGAUCACGUUCACAAACAUUCUCGGGCACUAUGUUAGACUCAUCUACUAUUCCCAAAGAAGAGAAGUACAACAUUCAAACCGGAUCUACCUUGUGGCGACGCAAGUAUACAGGACGGCAGGUGGAGUGUGUCGUAUGCCUUGAGGAAUACAUUGAUGGUCAGAGUCGGGUCAUGAGCUUACCAUGUGGUCAUGAAUUCCAUGUGGAAUGCAUUACCCCCUGGUUGACUACUCGUCGAAGAACUUGUCCAAUCUGUAAAGGCGAUGUUGUCCGCUCGUUGGCCCAUUGUCAAUCCAGUGAUUCUCGGGGUCAUCGUGAGCAACUCAAUGAUGACAUUCACUCCACCCAGCCGGUCUCUCGGGGCAGCGCAUCUUCCGCUCCAGUGCUAAUUGAAGGCGCCAAUGACGAUACUUCAGAUACGGAACAAAAUGCAGGUCUCCUUGACGACCAUGCAAAUUCUGCCCCACAAUCAAGCUGGCGAAACCUGGCUACGCUUAGCUUUUCUGCUCUGAGCGGCGAUACCAUAUGGCACCAGGCUCGCGCGGACCGUAAUCGCUAA